This is a messenger RNA of Wickerhamiella sorbophila, 930 nucleotides long. RefSeq names its product Mitochondrial oxaloacetate transport protein. The coding region runs from base 1 to 930 and encodes 309 amino acids. The record is from RefSeq and is a predicted model, not a curated record. The transcript has a single exon. Lineage: Eukaryota; Fungi; Ascomycota; Dipodascomycetes; Dipodascales; Trichomonascaceae.
AUGGCUGAGUUGAGUGCAAUUGGAGGGUUUGUUGCUGGUGCCAGCGCGGCCUGCAUGGCUGUAGUGUGCACGAAUCCGAUCGAGGUGAUCAAGACGCGAGUGCAGCUUCAGGGAGAACUGAUGGCCAAAUCCAACGCCCCUCGAGUGUAUACUGGGCUUUGGCAAAGUUUGAAGCUUGUAGGACAUUACGAAGGUAUCCGUGGCCUGCAGCGUGGUUUGGGCCCAGCAUUCAUCUACCAGACUUGCUUGAACGGCACCCGCGUGGGACUUUACGAACCAAUUCGGCGAAGAACUAAUGAUCUGAUGGGCUAUGAUCCCAAUAAACAGGUAUACGGUGUGUCUAUUUUUGUUGCUACUGUCACUGGUAUGGCGGGUGCUAUUUUCGGGUCCCCGUUAUUCUUGAUCAAAACCCGCAUGCAGUCUUACUCCCCGGUGUUUGCAAUUGGACAGCAGACGCAGUACCGCAACACGUGGCACGCUUUGAAGGCUCUUUGGAGCGAAGGCGGUGUCGGUGCUCUGUAUCGAGGCUGCGGAGCGGCAGUGUUGCGAACUGGCGCAGGAUCAAGCGUCCAAUUGCCCAUAUACACGGCGGCCAAACAUUUCAUUGAAAACCGCAAACUGAUGCCUGAUGGACCCCCUACGCACUUGUCGGCUAGUGUCGUUUCCGGGCUGGGGGUCGCUGUCGUCAUGAAUCCGUUCGAUGUGGUCAUGACCCGUAUUUACAACCAAAAGGGCUCCAUGUACAAGGGAGUCUUUGACUGCUUUUACAAAACGGUUGCAUUCGAGGGACCCACUGCUCUUUACAAAGGUUUCGUGGCACAAGGUCUGCGAGUCGGCCCACAUACUGUUCUCGUGCUCACCUUCCAUGAGCAGACGUCCCGCGCAGUUCGGUGGUUUGAGAAUCGGGGCAAGCCUUUGGCCGCGGCAUAG